Molecule: messenger RNA, 1900 nt
Organism: Silurus meridionalis
Lineage: Eukaryota; Metazoa; Chordata; Actinopteri; Siluriformes; Siluridae
Gene: lhfpl5a
Product: LHFPL tetraspan subfamily member 5a
Exons: 3
Coding region: 377-1039 (220 amino acids)
Biological process (GO): detection of mechanical stimulus involved in sensory perception; sensory perception of sound
Cellular component (GO): plasma membrane
Source: RefSeq, a predicted model, not a curated record
GCCAAUUUUGUCCACUUUUGUCUUUCAACCACUGGUCUCUUGAACAACGAAGAACUCAUACAAACAAAUUUUAUCCCCAAGGAUUUUUAAAUGUGUAUUUUUUAACCAGAAAAGGGCAUGAAGUAUUUUUAAGGGUAUUCUUAACAUUAGUUUUAAAGGGCGGCCAGAAAAGACCCGCCCACCUUUCAAUCUGAUUGGUCAGCUUCACCUGGGUACUACGAGUUUUCCUUUUUUUUUUUUAUCAAGUCGGGGGAACUUUUGAGUCUUACACCAAAUUAAACCGGUGGUUUUAAGAGGAGUCACACGGAGUUUAUUUACUAUAUAUAUUUUUUCUGUUUUCUUUCUGUUUUUUUUUUUUUUUGGGCCUUCUUCAGCGAUGGGUAAACUUAUCCCAGCUCAAGAAGCAGCCAAGAUCUAUCACACUAACUAUGUGAGAAACGCCAGAGCAAUCGGCGUGCUGUGGAUCAUCUUAACCAUCUGCUUUGCCAUAAUCACCAUGGUGGUGUUUAUUCAGCCCUACUGGAUCGGGGACAGUGUGGAUACCCCGCAGUCCGGAUACUUCGGGCUUUUUCACUACUGCAUUGGAAACCCAAUCACGGGAGAACUGGUGUGUAAAGGAAGCGCUCUGGAUUUCGGAUCCAUUCCCUCUGGAGCUUUUAAGACAGCCAUGUUCUUCGUCGGAAUUUCUUUCUUGUUGGUUGUUGGCACUAUAGGCUGCUUCAGCCUCUUCUUCUUCUGCAAUGCUGGUAGUGUGUAUAAGAUCUGUGCGUGGAUGCAGCUAGCCGCCGCCACCUGUAUGGUCAUAGGCUGUAUGAUUUACCCAGAUGGCUGGGACUCGGAGGAGGUGAAGCGCAUGUGUGGGCAGCGCACAGAUAAGUACACGCUGGGGAACUGUACGGUGCGCUGGGCUUACAUCCUGGCCAUCAUCAGCAUCAACGACGCCCUCGUCCUUGCCUUCCUGGCAUUUGUGCUCGGUAACAGACAGGACAAACUGCUACCAGAGGACUUCCACAUGGAGGACAGCAAAGAAGAAGCAUGAAGCCCCUGAGCUUCUGCACCUCUUACGAAACUGCAUCAGCCAUCUGUGGAGUGUCUACAUCUGGAGCCCCCCCUCCCCUCUAUUAAGGAGGUUACUUUAAAUAUUUAUAAUUACCACUAUUUUGAUGUACGUCUAUUUCAUUCAGACAUUAAGCGGCUUAUUAUUUAUGAUUAUAUAAAAAAAUAUGCUUUUGUACAAUUGGUAAAUUAUAUAAUUAUAGAUAUAUAUUAUAAAAGAUAUUGGUUUUAGCACUGUGUCAAAGAAGUGUUCAGUAUUUUACCAUGUAAAAAUAUAUAAUUGUAUGGUCUUUUUCUGGUCUUCAGCUGUAGUCUUCAGCUUGGCUGACAGGAUUGGCAGUAUCCUCCUGUAGCCUAGCCACCUCAAGAUCUGAUGUUCUUGAGAUCUUUUCAGCUCAGCACAGCUGUAAUUGUAUUUUACUUAACCUGCCAGUCAGCUCCAGUCAGUCGGUCUUCUCUCUCUCUCUCUCUCUCUCUCUCUCUCUCUCUCUCUCUCAUGUUUAAAAUGUUAGAUGAACACAUGCUGAGGGACAAGAAGAAACAACAGAUCAAGGACUGUUAGUAAAAAAUAUUUAGAAGAAAACAACACAACUCUGUCGACUUUCAAGGCUUUAUUCAGAACAACUACAGAAAGCAGCAAACAAUCAAGAGUGUAACGGCUGAGAAAAAGCAAAGAGAGAGAAAGGAGAGGAAAGGGGUGGAAAAAAAAGAAAAAAAAAAAGAAAAAAGGACAUGCUUGUGGAAAUUGGAAAAGGUCAAAGGUGACAAGUCUUUCGAUACAAAAAGCAAGCAGAGGUCCCGGUCCUUCACAAUAAAACUCUACGUUCAUUUACACAUAAAAAAA